AUGUAUGAUGUCGACUACUCUAUGGCUGAUGAUUUCAAAUGGGGAAAGGAUUUAGGAUGUGAUUUUUUAAUGAAAAGCUGUUAUGAAUACAUAAAGAUACAAAAAUCAAGAAAAAAGGAUAUCCAACCUUUCUGUGACACUCCAAAUGUAAAACGUUGCACAAAUUAUGAAAAUGCAUAUGGAUUUUGUUCGCUGUACAAAUACAAUCAAAAUCUACCUCAUGAAUACCAGUACAUGGAUGAUAUGUUUAACGUCUCUUCAAACCAGAGGGAGUUCUACGGAGGAUGGGAUCUGAUGGAUUAUUGUCCAUACCUUCAGAUGUUUGGCUACUCCAAUAAACUGACAUCAGUUUGCAGAUCAGAAACACCAAAAAAUAUAGGCAUGCAGUCUAAUAAAUACCUUGAAGACUAUGGUCCAGACUCAGUAUGCUUCGACCAUGGAAUUUGGUUAGACAGAAAUCAAAAAGGGGAAAUAACUGAACAUUCCAAGGGAUGUUCUUGUCAUAAAGAGGAAGCAAAGAAACACUUUGGUUGCAACGAAAUAGAUGGAAUUGAAUUACAGAAUGGCCAUUUUAGUCAUAGGAUACUUGGAAAAUCAUCUAGUUGUAUUCAUUCUCAUGAGAAGAGGAAUGAAUCAGAUAGUGAGAAGGAACAACUUUUGGCAAUGUUACCACUGUAUAUCGAAAUUCAACCAUGUGAUUGUCCUUUAACAACUGUUGAGAAACGUGAAAUUAAUUUUCGUAGAAAAUGA
Messenger RNA from Heterobilharzia americana, 750 nucleotides. The record is from the annotation of a GenBank genome assembly. Lineage: Eukaryota; Metazoa; Platyhelminthes; Trematoda; Strigeidida; Schistosomatidae.